UCACCCACGGCCAUUUGAUGACAAGCCUAGUGAAUACGUUGACUGGCCUUUCAUGUCAGUCAUGUUCUGGGGAGAAAAUCCAACUGGACAAUGGACCCUUAACAUCAGGACUGGUGAUGUAACUGGUGUUGCCGUUGUUAGUAGGGUGGAGUUUCAGUUCUAUGGAGUGUCCAGAGUGCAGUGCCAGAGGCAGUGGCAAACAUUCCUGAGCAGUGUCAUUCUGACUGCAGCAGAGGGUAUGCUAGAGAGGGCUCCAACUUCUGUGACUCAUGUGUCAACCUCUGCAAUGCAUACACUCUGGAGUGUAUCAAUGAGUGUCCACCAGGCUACACUGAACGUAGUGGCUACUGUUAUGAUGCAAGCCUACCUACCAAAGAGUGCAAUUUUCCUCUCAAGAACAAAGAGGGGACAGGCUUCACUCAAGACUAUGAGGCCGUGUUCAGGCUGGAUUUACAGAGUGCUGUACUAAUGGAAACUGUGCUUCUGCCCAAUUCCACCCUUUCAAUUGCUUCUGCGAUGCUGUUUGCUACAAUUUUGGAGACUGCUGUUAAGAUGUGGCCAACAUCAGCUGCUCAGAGGAGAACGUUAUGGAGACAUUUCGCUAUGUUGAUCUGGGAGUAACACCUGGUGUAAAAACACACUCAGUUGACACUGGAGGAGUUUCACAGUCAAUCAAUGUAUCAUUUCCUUUUGGGAGCUCUCUUGAGCCAAGAAUUUAUGUGUUAAGAAAUGGCUCCUUCUUAUUUAUGGCUGAUGUAACACAAGAGGAAACCUAUACUGGAAUUGUAUCUCCUUUCUUUAGUGAUAACGAAUCAACGAUCCAUCAAGAGGCUCAAUCUCAUACGAGAUCCACCAGUGGAACAGUUCCCAGCACAUUCUCUCCCUUGUUAAUCAGGUAAUCAAUCAGCAUAUGAACACUAACUUCAAUGGGAGCUGGGUUCUCGUUGUUACCUAGAAUAAUGUCCAACCAGUUGCGGAAAAAUAAUACCAACACCUUCCAAGGGAUGCUAGUGACAGAUUUUACCACAUCCUCUUAUGCCAUAUUUACAUACCGCUCUGGUGAUAUGAGUUUCUCAGAUCCUGGACUAAUUGGGUUCUCCAACAAUAAUGAUGGUCUGAACAUCACGCAUGGAGCCACGUACAGGGAACAUCCGUAUUUUCUAUCUUGUCUGAACGAGCCCAACAGUGAGUGGGUGAAUGUGGUCUACGAAAUUGCAAGUUCAGUUGAUGAGUGUGAAACUGACAAUGGUGGCUGUGAGCAGGUCUGUACAAACACCUUCCUCUCAUACAACUGCAGUUGUAAUGAUGGAUAUAGUUUGAAUGCCGAUAGGCAUACAUGCUUAGACGUUGAUGAAUGCCUGGGCCCAUACCAUGGGUGUGAGUAUUGGUGUGAGAGUACUGUUGGCUCCUAUAUUUGUGCCUGUAAUGAGGGCUAUGAGCUGAAUGCUGAUGGGCGCACCUGCACAGAUAUCAAUGAGUGUCGUAUCCACACCAUGGCAGUGCACAGACGUGCGAGAAUACAGUUGGAUCUUAUAUCUGUAGCUGCAGUACUGGCUAAGAGUUGA
Molecule: messenger RNA, 1565 nt
Organism: Geodia barretti
Lineage: Eukaryota; Metazoa; Porifera; Demospongiae; Tetractinellida; Geodiidae
Source: the annotation of a GenBank genome assembly